Molecule: messenger RNA, 786 nt
Organism: Coffea arabica (coffee)
Lineage: Eukaryota; Viridiplantae; Streptophyta; Magnoliopsida; Gentianales; Rubiaceae
Source: RefSeq, a predicted model, not a curated record
AUGCAUGGUGACAUUACAAGGUUGAAAGAACAUGUCGGUCAUGUCACGGGCCAAGUUGAACCUUGUCCAAGGGCCUCAAGAGAAGUUAGAGAUGUAAUGAAAAUGCAUCUAAAGGCUGGAAAUGUGGGUGCUGGCACUUCAAAACCAACGACUUCUGAAAAUAAAAGAGAAUUGUCACGUAAUUUCAGUGUCAGACAAGCGGAUGAAAUGACAAGCAGAGGAAUUGGUAAGGCAGUUUCAAAGUUUUUUCAUUUCAAUGUUAUACCAUUUCAUGCAGCUGACAAUCUUUAUUAUCAAUCAAUAAUUGAUGAAAUUGCCAAAGUUGGUUUUGGUAUUAAAGGGCCUUCAGCUUUUCAAAUUGGAAAUGAAUAUUUAGACGAAAAAUUUGAAGAGCUUGAGAAAUAUUUUGGAGAUAUUUAUGAUAAAUUUUCAACUUUUGAUCGUACACUUAUGUGUGAUGGGUGGAGCACUCGUACAAAACAUCCAAUAAUAAAUUUUAUGGUAUACUGUGAUAGGCACAUGAUAAACCAUAGUUCAAUUGAUUGUACCAAUGUCAAGAAAACUGUCGAAUAUAUUUUCAAGUUAAUGGAUGAGGUAGUAGAGGUUGUGGUAGAAAAAAAUGUUGUGCAAGUUGUGACAGAUAGUGAAUCUAGUAUGAAAGCAGCUGGACAACUGUUGAUGAAAAAAAGAAAAAAUCUAUUCUGGUCACCUUACGCUGCUCAUUGUAUAGAUUUGAUGUUGGAGGAUAUUGGCAAAAUAGAUAAUGUAAAAGAAACUAUUGCUUAG